Punica granatum (pomegranate) is the source of this 1199-nucleotide messenger RNA. NCBI's taxonomy places the organism in Eukaryota, Viridiplantae, Streptophyta, Magnoliopsida, Myrtales, Lythraceae. The record is from RefSeq and is a predicted model, not a curated record.
GAAAGAGAGAGUGCACGCAAAUGUCGUUCUACAAUGAUCUGGAAGAGUGGUUCAAGAGCCUGAUUUCGUGACGUACUCGAUCAAAUAUGCCGAUUGUGGUCGCCGCUUACUGGGUUUUGCAACAUGUCCAUUAGUGCUGUUCGUCCGUAAGGAGAGCGGGGGCAAAGCUGGUGCGAAGAACAGUGAAAAGCACGAGCUUUUCAGGAUUGAUUCGCGAAGGACGUCCUGUCUGUCACCGCCUGCCAGAAAUUCCUGACUUUGGUCGUUGUCGGGGCCCCCCUCCAGUGCGCUGUUCUCCUUCCGGGUCACAGUUUAAGAACCUCAGAAAGGCUGAUUUGGAGAGGCAUUGGCAGUGAGGUUUCACCAUGGCAACAAUCCCGAGCGAGAUCAAGAAGCAAGCUGAGGGAACAUUGGGGCUGCUCUGGAAGAAGAUCGACCCAAAGGAUCUGAAACCCGGCGACCACAUUUACUCUCACAAGCGAUACGGUUCCUACAGCCAUCACGGAAUAUAUGUCGGGGAUGAGCUCGUGAUUCACUUUACCCGGACGGAGACCAAGAACAGCAUCCUCUGGCAGCCCAAGGCCGAGAAGUCUGCGCACCGGCCUCCCUGCCCAAAAUGCGGAUACGACGAACGCAUACGCCUAGGUGUCGUCAAGACAUGCCUAGACUGCUUCCGUCGCGGCAAGGAGAAGCUCCACUCCAUAAGGUACUUUGCGUACGGCGUGCCCCAAGAGGUGCUACUGCUGAAGAAAUCGGGAACCUGCACGACGCUUGUGUCCGGCAGGACCGCCGAUGAGGUUGUUCGGGAAGCUGACAAGCUUUUCCGGAAACAGGGAUUCGACGAGUACGACCUCCGCCGGAACAACUGUGAACAUUUCGCAACCUUCUGUCGGACCGGAAAGAAACAGUGCAUGCAAAUGCGGUUCUACAAUGAUCUGGAAGAGCGGGUCAAGAGACGGAUUUCGUGACGUACUCAAUCCAACAUGCCAAUUGUCAUCAUCGCUCACUGGGUUUUGCAACAUGUCCAUUGUACGUUCCCUUGCAACUUCUUCCCAUGGCCAUUCAAAUUCAACUUAUGAUUUUCAGCAUGAAAAUACACUCCUGUCUAUAUACAUAUAAUUAUAAUAAUCCCAUAUUAUAAUAAGCAUUGACUAAUAAUAAAUUAAAACUGUACAUGAUGAUAGUAUUCCUAUUGGUAA